UUUUCCUAUAAAAACCUCCCACGUCUUCCCAUCAAGUUGUCUUGCUAAAGCCCUUGCUGGCGAAAUCAAGGCCCACCUCUCCUCCUCCAUUGAGAAUUGAGAAAUGCAGAGAAAUGGGAAGAGCCCCAUCGCGGUGGGGCCAUGGGGAGGGCAAGGUGGGACGAAAUGGGAUGAUGGUGCAUACACAACAAUAAGGCAGCUGGUAGUGGUCCACGCAGUUGCAAUCGACUCCAUUCAAAUAGAGUAUGACAACAAAGGGAGUUCGGUUUGGUCAGAGAAACACGGUGGAAGUGGUGGGAGCAGGACAGACCAGAUCAAGCUUAAUUUCCCAGACGAGUACCUCAUUUCAAUCAGUGGCUACUAUGGUUCCAUCUUCUUUGGAUUUCCAACCAUCGUCCGAUCUCUCACAUUCGAAACCAAUCGAACCAAGUACGGCCCAUUCGGUUUCCAACAAGGUACACCUUUCAUAUUCCCAGCAACAGGUAGUAAGAUCGUUGGAUUUCAUGGCUCAUCUGGCUGGUACCUGGAGUCGAUUGGCUUUUAUCUGAAACCAAUGGACGAUCCCAGUCCAUCCAACGCUUUGAUCCCAUCAUCGCGAACCCUGACCGUCGAUCGGAGCGCCACGGGUAAAGUGGGGUACAGUGUCGUUCAAGGAACGGUUGGGAAAGGCUAUGAUAUAGUGCUGGCUGUGAGAGAGAGGGAGGACAGCAAUAGCAAUUCCAACAGCAGCAAAGUUACGUGGAACAGCUUAUCCAGGCAAUCUUCUCAGAGUAGUGAGAGUGAUGAUGAAAUGCCUAAUAAGCUGGCGACCAUUCCCAGCUUCACUGAAAAAGGAGCCCCACCCGUAGGUGGUGGGCCCAUCACCUAUGGGCCAUGGGGAGGGAAUGGCGGCAUCAUUUUCGACGACGGAAUGUACACAGGUGUUCGACAAAUCAAUAUAACGCGUAAUGCCGGAAUCACGUCCAUAAAAGUUCUGUAUGAUCGUAACGGGCAAGCGAUAUGGGGAAGCAAGCAUGGUGGAAGUGGAGGGAUAAAAUCAGACAAGAUAGUGUUCGACUAUCCAUUCGAGAUCUUAACACACAUAACGGGCUACUAUGGAACUACGUUGAUCAUGGGGCCGACGGCGAUAAAAUCCCUUAUGUUUCACACCACGAAAAGGAAAUACGGUCCGUUUGGUGAGGAAAGUGGGACCUUCUUCUCUUCAAACAUAAAAGAUGGAAUGGUCGUUGGAUUCCAUGGGAGGAAUGGAUGGUACAUUGACAGCAUUGGAGUCCAUGUUCUCGAGGGGAAAGUUUUCGUGCCACCACAACCUACUCCUCCCACUAACUCAUUCGGCACGCCGAUCUCCGAGGUUGAUAAUCCUCAAUGGUCUAAUAAACUAGUUGUCGCAAAGAGAGGCGGACCUGGUGAGGAGGUUGUUUAUGGUGUAGUAAAAGAACCGGUCCCAAGCGGGCCAGGGCCAUGGGGCGGCGAUGGAGGUCGACCAUGGGAUGACGGCGUGUUCUCUGGCGUCAAACAAAUUUUCCUAACAAGAGGAGAAGCUAUGACAUCGAUACAGAUCGAGUAUGAUCGGAACGGACAAUCCAUUUGGUCUACAAAACAUGGUGCCGGUGGGGGAGAGGCCACACAUAGGAUUAGAUUCGACUACCCAAAUGAGGUUCUCAAUUGCAUCAGCGGCUAUUACUGCUCCAUCAACAGAGAUGAGGGACACAAGGUGAUCAGAUCACUCACAUUCUUCACCAGUAGAGGGAAGUAUGGCCCAUAUGGAGAGGAUAUUGGGACCUUUUUCACUUCCACAAUUACUGAGGGGAAGGUGGUUGGCUUCCAUGGACGGAGUGGAUUGUAUCUGGAUGCAAUUGGGGUCCACAUGCAACAUUGGUUGGGAUCAGAAAAAAGGCCGUCCAAAUCUUUAAUCUCAAAAUUUUUGGGUUGAUCAUCUACUAAUGGAAGUAUUUAUUUCGACGC
Messenger RNA from Magnolia sinica, 1965 nucleotides. RefSeq names its product jacalin-related lectin 3-like. Bases 104 to 1933 code for a protein of 609 amino acids. Gene Ontology annotation, molecular function: carbohydrate binding. NCBI's taxonomy places the organism in Eukaryota, Viridiplantae, Streptophyta, Magnoliopsida, Magnoliales, Magnoliaceae. The transcript has 7 exons. The record is from RefSeq and is a predicted model, not a curated record.